Messenger RNA from Vitrella brassicaformis, 1986 nucleotides. The record is from the annotation of a GenBank genome assembly. Lineage: Eukaryota; Vitrellaceae.
CUCGUAUUCAGCCCGGCCGAUGAUGCGCAGCCCCUCUUGCUGUGCCUCGCGGCGAGCAUCAGCUGGCGGAAACGGCCUAGCUCUGCCAGAUCUUAAAGCAGGUUCUCCGCUGCUUCUGGGCUCAGGCGCCACCUUGACGCAGCUCGCCGGCCAGCCCAUGAGUUGGUGAAGUCGUGCAGAGUCCUUGGGCAGAAGUCGUCAGCGAACAUGGCGUACUGGUGGGCUCGGCCGAGGAAGACAUCGAGCGGUUCGUCAUGGGCCACGGUGGGCAGUAGACCUUGUUUGUGCCGUCCUCGACUAAGAUGUAAUCUGACAGGGAGACGCACAGACAUUCGCAUAAGACACGUUGACGCAUUGACUCGUGCCUGCUGACUGCGCGGGCUCGAUACUUACCGGGUUUUAUGUCCCUGUGCACACACUGCUGCGAAUGCAUGUACGCAAGGGCCGACAGGAUCUGCUUGGCGAUAUGGAGGUAGAAAGAGGUGGGCAGGUGCUUUGUCACCAUCUUGUCCAGGCUGCGGCCGUGUAUGUACGGCAUGAAGAGGGCAGUGACGCCGUUGUUUAGCAUCAUGCCCUCGCAGCUGAUGAUGUUGGGGUGACUGAGCUUGGACAGGUUGAUGGCUGAUGCAAACACACACACACACACACACGCACAGAGGGAAAGACAGACGGGCCAGAGGUUGACAGACACAAGUCGCUAUCACUUCUGUCCUUCCUACAGACAUCAUACCUUUGUUCGUGACCCACACCAUUGGCCUGCGCCACUUGUGCGGCGAUGGUAAUACGAGGUCUGUAUGAAGUCCAUCAGAGAGCUUUCAGAUGUAAAAUAUAGGCAGCAAUCUGGAAGCAGGAGAUUGACACGUGUGCACGUGUGUGUGUGUGUGUGUGUGUGUGAAUGUGUGCGUGAAACUACCGUCGGGGGGCUUGGUGGGUUGGAGGAGCUUGUGUGGGUCGGGUGAGUGAAUAUUGUCACUGCCACCUGAACACGAGACAUGAGGACAGAGGCAUGACAGAUGUGUCCUUCCCUGUGUUGCCAGCGUACCUUCGCUUGCCGUUGGCUGCCGGCGUUUGAAAUCCCGUGUAGCAGGAGGCGUACUCAGCUGGUCGAGUACCAACGGCCUCGGCAGAUUCUCCGCUGGUAUCUUGUCCGUAGCAACCAAUAUUCCCAGCUUGAGUUGCAUCGCCAGCCCCUCGGCAUGGAAUAGCUCCAUUAAGAGAGGCAGAACGGGCAGCAGGUGGGUCAUGUCCGUGUGUGUCUUGCGGGAAAAGUAUGCCAAGACCAUGGGCAGCACCACAGUCAGUGUUCCCCUCUCGUAGGCCUCCUUCAGGACGGUCUCCCAGCUGAUUUGAGAGGCGGCAACAGGCGUGCCCAGCCCCCAUGAAAUAGCGGAGAGGAAACCCCCGAGGUUCUUGAGGCAGUCUCGGUACGCCUUGUCGUCCUCGUUCUCUGCGGCUGGAUCCGCAAAGUCUAGCAAGCGACGAAUGACAUCAAUCUGAGAUCAUGCAUUGCACAUGACGCACAUGAGAGGGAAUCUGUAGUGUGUCUGUCUGCGUUGCUGACGUGAUUUGGCCUACAAGUGCAUGUCUCACGAACUCUUGCUCGACACCCCGAUUCAGUCCCUCGACCAGCUGCGCCAAAACAGUGUGGCUUGACGGAAAGCAGGAAGCCCUCAAGGCGAUCAGAUGGACGAGCCACUUGAAGUGGUCUUGGGUGAUGGCGAGGAGGAUUUCGCUCCCCUGAGAAGCAACACACACACGAACACACACACGCAUACACGCACACAAACAAAGAAACAACCAACUCGUCUGAGUGUGUGUCGGCCAUCAUUGUUUGUACUCACCUUGCAUCGGGGGCAGCAGCAAUUGUUUCCAUCGUUGCCUGAGUCGACAUCGGUGACAGAAUUCAUGGACAUUGGAGAGAAUUCGAACGACCUCCUCACGAGGUUCCACAAUAACCAUUUCCUCCCCAAUCCCUUUGAAGCAGAC